AUGAACUCUAAUCAUCAAAUUAAAAAUAAAAAGAAUAAUUUACCCUCUCCACAUAUAUUAAGAAUACUUAUUCCUUCAAAAUAUAUAGGAACACUUAUUGGAAAAGAUGGGAAUCAUCCAAUCAAAGAAAUUCAUACAACAUCAAAUGCAAAAUGUAUAAUUGAUAAAAGUAUGCCAUUUAGAAUUUUUCCAACGUUUUCUGUGAAAACAAUUACUUUUGUGGGAGAUAUUGAAGGUGUAUGUAAAGCUUGCCGCUUAGUAUUAGACUUUAUUCGAAAUACUCAAGAAGCAAAUGGUACUGAAAAUAAAAAGUAUGAAGUUUAUGUAAGAUUCCCAAAUGUCUUUAUUGGAAAACUUAUAGGCAAAAAAGGUAGCAAUAUAAAAAAAAUGAUUGAAGAAACAAGUAGCCAAAUUACAGUUUCAGCGGAUUCUUUUAUUGUUUCACUUCCCAAUGAUUUGUAUCGUUAUAUUCCGGAAAUAUUAUCUAAUGAAAGAACUGUUGUUGUAUCUUCAGACAACAUUUUAAAGGUUAUGUCAGCAAUUAAAAAGAUUUCUGAAAUUAGACAUGAAAUGAAUGUCAAUUUUAAUGAUAAAUCUAUUUUUCCACACAUGUAUGGAUUUCAAAUUCCUCAUUUAACUAACAAUAUCCUUCAUUUUGAUAAUAAUCUAUUACGAUACCAAGGGAAUGUUUAUCAAAAUUCAUUUUUAAAUUCUUUUGUUGAUGGUAGACAGGCAUUACAUCCAAAUAAUUUCAUAAAUCAAACGAAGAUUCCUGUUAUUAAUACUUUAAAAAUUUUCGUUCCAGAAAAUUGUGUUGGACCUGUUAUUGGUGCAAAAGGAUCUUAUAUUAAAUUUAUUAUAAGUCAAUCAGGAACUCAAGUAAAGAUUGAGUCAUCACCUGGAAAUCACAAUUCUCAUGAAACAAAAGAAAAUAAUAGUGAAGAUGAUAAAACUAAUGUAAAUGAUGAAAAUCUCAACGACGAUAAAUUGAAGGAUAAUAAAAAAGAUGAAGCUUUAAAAAAUAGUAGUGAUCGUGAACUACUAAUUACAGGAUACGGUCCAAAUAUUCAAUAUGCUCAACAAUUAAUAUUUUUAAAAAUUGCUGAUACCACAUCAACACAUAUUGACAAAUUGAUACUUACUAUUGAAAUUCAAAUCCCUCAUGAAAUUACAGGGAAAGUUAUUGGAAAACAAGGAAAAAAUAUAAAUUUUCUACAAAGAAAAACAGGUGCAAAAGUUUGCAUAUUAGAAGGACCAACAUCUCCUAGCAAUAAGACAAACCGUUUAACAAAAGUUCGUAUCAGAGGUACAAUAGCUGCAAUUUCAAAUGUUCAAUUUCGACUUCAAAAAAUCGUUGUUGAUAAUUGCUAUGAAAAAAAAAAUAGUCAUAAUAAUGGAGAAAGCACUUUAUAG
Strongyloides ratti is the source of this 1413-nucleotide messenger RNA. Its product is annotated as FI20063p1. Gene Ontology annotation, molecular function: mRNA 3'-UTR binding. Lineage: Eukaryota; Metazoa; Nematoda; Chromadorea; Rhabditida; Strongyloididae. The transcript is spliced from 3 exons. The record is from RefSeq and is a predicted model, not a curated record. Gene Ontology annotation, biological process: nervous system development; regulation of gene expression. Gene Ontology annotation, cellular component: nucleus; cytoplasm; cytosol. The coding region runs from base 1 to 1413 and encodes 470 amino acids.